AUGAUCUUCAGCGGUUUUCUAUAUUUUCAGGCGUACGGUGGCCAAAUUCCGAACUGUUCCGACGCCACCAAUACCGUCUACGAUGCGUACACUCGGACGUGUGUCACUGCACAAGUUAUACAAUUUGAGGAUCAGGAAAACGAGGUGAAAAUGCAAAUAAUCUACGGAAUUAUUCUGCCACUUCUCGCCGUCGCCGUUGUUGUUUCGAAUAGCAUCGUCAUUUUGGUUUUAAGCCAGCAGAAAUCGAAACGCGCAAGCGUGGAACCCCUCCUCUGGAUGGCCAUCUGCUCUCUUCUAAUGGCAAUUUCACCACUCCCAUUCACUAUUUAUUAUUAUAAUUUGAGUCAUCAUGAGGACUUCAAUCAGACUCUGUUUUUGUGCUAUUUGCAGAAGAUUUGCAUGGAAAUUCUUCCAUUUUUCUUCAACACACUCGUCACUUUAUUCACAAUUUUGUUAGGAGUUCAAAGAUUCAUAGCCGUCCAAUACCCGCUCCAAUCGAUCCGAUGGUGCACACACAAAAUGGUUCGUCGAUAUUCGAAGAUAAUUUUAAUUCUGGCAAUAUGUCUGACUGGUGUACACUCUAUAUAUGACAUACGGUUACUGUAUCAUUUCUGUCUGAAGUAUGGAGAUGAGUCGUUUUGGGUGGCACGAUGCUUCAUUGGUUAUUCGUCAUUGACGUCUGCAAUGGGUGCUGACGCGUUUUCAGCGGUAUUCGACUAUUUCCGAAUCGGUCUGGUUGUCGUGUCGAGUGGAUUGUUAUUUGUGGUCACUAUCCUCCUCAUUCAAACAAUACGAACGCAUGAUAAUCCGAAGCAAGGAGUCCAUCGUCACAAGAAUCGAAAAACAUCCACCAACACAACUAUCAUGUUAACAGUGAUUAUUGUCAUCUAUAUGUUGGCAAGAGCCCCCUCGACGCUGCUCAUCCUACUGGUCAAAAUAAUGGACUACAUGCCGGUGCCCCAACUCGCAUUCCAAAUAGUCAAUAACGUGUAUUUACGAGUAUUUGCAAAUAUUACAGUAAUCUCAUUGCAUCCGAUAUCAUUUGCUGUCUAUAUGUUCAUGUCGAGAAAGUUUAGAGUCUCGUUGAGAAGGUUGUUGGGUUGGCGAUUCCUUGCGUCUGACGAGGAGUUUAAUGCAUUUACUUCUUCCACGAGAAUCCAUACAGCACAUCCAAAAAUGUCAUUAGUGGAGAAGGAGAGCUUAUGUGGAGUUCGUGUCACUCGUAGUCCUGGUGGAGGAGGACAACAGAAACGUGGAAUGUCUGUUGACUUCAAAUCAUCUUUCGACGUGGAACCUCAACGACGUCGUCGGGCAACAACUGCCGACGCGAAUCACGCCAAUUUCAGAAGUUUCGCCGAAAACUCUGAGAAAAAAUCGACGGGAAUUGUGAAUAUUUGCGAGGAUUAG
Molecule: messenger RNA, 1407 nt
Organism: Caenorhabditis remanei
Lineage: Eukaryota; Metazoa; Nematoda; Chromadorea; Rhabditida; Rhabditidae
Exons: 11
Coding region: 1-1407 (468 amino acids)
Biological process (GO): G protein-coupled receptor signaling pathway
Cellular component (GO): membrane
Molecular function (GO): G protein-coupled receptor activity
Source: RefSeq, a predicted model, not a curated record